AUGUUUGGUCUCCUUGUCCCACUGUUUCUGGCUUUCUCGGCUCCCAGAGCAUCUUUUGCUGAUAUUGGAGCAGACCUCAACUGCACUCAGUACAACGGGACCAACGUAAGUUUACCAUCCAUCCCUCCUGCUCAACCGUUCGUUUCCAGUUCGUCUACACUCCUUCGGCCGUCGCCUGCUCCAACGCCGUCUCGGAUGCUUCCUGUCAAGCUCUUUAUCCGGCGCAAGACGAAACCGUCGGUUAUCCAGCUGCCGGGAAUGACGCGGGAAGACCGUUGGCGUGCUGGACCACCGCCGCUGAGACUCCGGCUCCAGUGGACACGGACAUGAAGAAGGCGGCACUCACGAACUGUGCAAAGACUUGCGGACUCUGUUGUCAGACCGAUGAUUACAACUGUCCUAAUGUUGCUUGUGAGCUAAUCGAACUCCUAAUUUUACACAUUUCUGCUCAUGUACUGUAUUCAGAUCCGCGUCUCAACUGUGAUACCAUCACCAAUGCUCAAUGUCAAUCUGCCACGUGGCGCACAAUCAUCGCCACAGACUGCCCCUCCGCGUGCGGAUUCUGUAACCAGGGAGGGUGCGUGGACGCUGUUGUCGAGUGUGCCAACGACAUCUCCAUCUGCCAGACUGUCGGAAUGCAGGACUUUGUGAACGAGAAUUGUCAGAGAACGUGCGGAAGAUACGGAUCAACCACCGGCUCUUCUGGCGGAGUCACCGGCAGCGGAUCCUGCUCCAGCUACGUUGCCGACUCAAGCACCACCUGUGCUGAAUGGGCUUCCAACGGCUUCUGCACCAACACCUUCUAUACAGAGGCUCAGAGAAAGUCGUACUGUGCAUCCACUUGCAAGAUUUGUUAA
Molecule: messenger RNA, 857 nt
Organism: Caenorhabditis sp. 36 PRJEB53466
Lineage: Eukaryota; Metazoa; Nematoda; Chromadorea; Rhabditida; Rhabditidae
Source: the annotation of a GenBank genome assembly